AUGGAGAGUCAACAACCAAAUACGGAAAAAAGUGGUGACGAGGUGACAAAAAAGGCUGACGAAAAUGAUUCUAUAGCUUUACCGGAAGCAAGAUCUGGCGAUCAAAGUUUGCAAGAGUUAACUUCGCUGAUACAAGGAGUAUUGCAACAAACGCAGGAUCGUUUUCAACGCAUGUCUGAUCAAAUUAUUGGACGGAUAGACGAUAUGACAAGACGUAUCGAUGAACUGGAAAAGAACAUAACCGAUCUAAUGACACAAGCUGGAGUUGAACCGGAACCAUAA
This is a messenger RNA of Acanthocheilonema viteae, 282 nucleotides long. Lineage: Eukaryota; Metazoa; Nematoda; Chromadorea; Rhabditida; Onchocercidae. The record is from the annotation of a GenBank genome assembly.